This is a messenger RNA of Dama dama (fallow deer), 1576 nucleotides long. It is a transcript of the gene MATN1, whose product is annotated as matrilin 1. Gene Ontology annotation, molecular function: calcium ion binding. The coding region runs from base 1 to 1494 and encodes 497 amino acids. Lineage: Eukaryota; Metazoa; Chordata; Mammalia; Artiodactyla; Cervidae. The record is from RefSeq and is a predicted model, not a curated record. The transcript has 8 exons.
AUGAGUGCGCUCAGCGGCCCCCGCCUCGUGCCCUGCGGCCUGCUGCUGCUGCUGUUCCAGGCCCCAUGCGCCCCUGGCCUCGCUCCCCUGUCCAGAGGGCACCUCUGCCGGACCCGGCCCACCGACCUGGUGUUCGUCGUCGACAGCUCACGCAGCGUGCGGCCCGUGGAGUUUGAGAAGGUGAAGGUGUUCCUGUCCCAGGUCAUCGAGUCGCUGGACGUGGGGCCCAAUGCCACCCGCGUGGGCCUGGUCAACUACGCCAGCUCCGUGAAGCAGGAGUUCCCGCUGCGGGCCCACAGCUCCAAGGCUGAGCUGCUGCAGGCUGUGCGCCGCAUCCAGCCGCUGUCCACGGGCACCAUGACGGGUCUGGCCAUCCACUUCGCCAUCACUAAGGCCUUAAGCGAUGCAGAGGGCGGUCGCCCCAGGUCCCCCGACAUCAGCAAGGUGGUCAUCGUGGUGACGGACGGGAGGCCCCAGGAUAGCGUGCGGGAUGUGUCUGCGCGGGCCCGGGCCAGCGGCAUCGAGCUGUUCGCCAUCGGCGUGGGCCGCGUGGACAAGGCCACGCUGCAGCAGAUCGCCAGCGAGCCGCAGGACGAGCACGUCGACUACGUGGAGAGCUACAGCGUCAUCGAGAAGCUGUCCAAGAAGUUCCAGGAGGCCUUCUGCUUGGUGUCAGACCUGUGUGCCACGGGCGAUCAUGACUGUGAGCAGGUGUGUAUCAGCUCCCCGGGCUCCUACACCUGUGCCUGCCGCGAGGGCUUCACCCUGAACAGUGACGGCAAGACAUGCAAUGUCUGCAAUAGUGGCGGGGGCAGUUCGGCCACUGACCUGGUCUUCCUCAUUGAUGGGUCCAAGAGUGUACGGCCGGAGAACUUUGAGCUGGUGAAGAAGUUCAUCAACCAGAUUGUGGACACGCUGGAUGUAUCGGACAAGUUGGCCCAGGUGGGGCUGGUGCAGUACUCAAGCUCCGUACGCCAGGAGUUCCCGCUGGGCCGCUUCCACACCAAGAAGGACAUCAAGGCAGCCGUGCGGAACAUGUCCUACAUGGAGAAGGGCACCAUGACCGGGGCGGCCCUCAAGUACCUCAUCGACAAUUCCUUCACAGUGUCCAGCGGGGCUAGGCCUGGUGCCCAGAAGGUGGGCAUUGUCUUCACUGAUGGCCGGAGCCAGGACUACAUUAAUGAUGCUGCCAAGAAAGCCAAGGACCUUGGCUUUAAAAUGUUUGCUGUGGGCGUGGGCAAUGCCGUGGAGGAUGAGCUGAGGGAAAUCGCCUCGGAGCCCGUGGCAGAGCACUAUUUCUACACAGCUGACUUCAAGACCAUCAACCAGAUUGGCAAGAAGUUGCAGAAUAGGAUCUGUGUGGAGGAAGACCCGUGUGCCUGCGAGUCCAUCGUGAAAUUCCAGACCAAAGUAGAGGGGCUGCUGCAGGCCCUGACCCGGAAGCUGGAAGCUGUGAGUAAGCGGCUGGCCAUCCUGGAGAACAGAAUCGUCUAAGGCCGCCUGUCCCCAGCGCAGCGCACGGAGCCCUGCGUGUGUCCCCUGGAGCCCGAGUUUAGUCUAGCUUUGCCAGUUCAGC